This is a messenger RNA of Sipha flava (yellow sugarcane aphid), 3402 nucleotides long. RefSeq names its product ecdysone receptor. NCBI's taxonomy places the organism in Eukaryota, Metazoa, Arthropoda, Insecta, Hemiptera, Aphididae. Bases 637 to 2415 code for a protein of 592 amino acids. The record is from RefSeq and is a predicted model, not a curated record. Gene Ontology annotation, cellular component: nucleus. Gene Ontology annotation, molecular function: zinc ion binding; nuclear receptor activity; ecdysone binding. Gene Ontology annotation, biological process: positive regulation of transcription by RNA polymerase II; ecdysone receptor signaling pathway; cell differentiation. The transcript is spliced from 8 exons.
CGCCUCAGUAAUACAUAGUACGCCGUUCGUCACGCGUUGUUUGUUGGAUUUACGCGCCUUUCGGUCGUGCCGACGACUGCUGUAUUCGUACACCCGUGUUCACGUGCAUGAAAACCGCCCGUUUUAGUGUAUUAAAUUAUUGGUGGUUUCCGAUCGACCUUUGCGAAUUUUGUGCCGACCGCGCUUCUUAGUGUUUCCGUGCGGUUGUUCGGUGUUCUGUGUUCACGCUUUUCUGAUCGACGCGAUAAUUGUCGUUUGGAAUAGAUACAGUUGCAAAGCAUAAGAAGAAAGAAGUGCCGGAUGGUAGUGGUCGAUCGCGGAAGUGUUGUGUGAUCGUAUGUUAUCAGUGCGAAAAUUUUAGUGCGUAUACGGUGCGAUCGUGGAUAUAAAUCGGUUUUCGUUAAUAAUAUAGUGGUGUGCGUAACAUACACGGCGGUAACGUGUUAACGGUAGAUUUGUAGUGCGCCGUGCGUGGACAUGCAUCAACGCGGUGGACACGCCGACGAUGUUCGCGACGAUCCGAGCACCAUCAUUGCGGGGUGGUGCGCGUAGCGGUCGAACCGCGGCGGCGAGCAGCACGCCGUACCGAACCACAACAGUCCAUGCGUGAUAACGUGCACACCGUACGCGGCCACAAUGAUGGACCAAAAAUGUGACGGCGGCGGUGGUGUCGCUGCUGCUGCCGGCGGCGGUGGCGGCCUGGUGUACAACCGCCGCGGUGGUACCGAGGUGAUCAUCAAACCUCGUAACCCCGUGGUGGUAGUGUCCACCGGCGGCGGUGCCAUUGGUUUCCACGGUGUGCCGACGGCCACCGACGCCGUCAUCGUGCGCAGCUCGCAGGACGGUCACUUACCCGGGCAACAAGCGCCUCCGUCUCGUAACGGUUGUUCGACGCUGUUUAGCGACAUCGCCGGCGUCAAGCGCCUCCGACCGGACGACUGGUUGGCCAUCAACUCGCCACCCGCUUCGUCACCUGGUACAUCGCACAUAUCCUACACCGUCAUAUCAAAUGGCGGCAGCGGCGGUGGCAGUGGCGGCGGUUACAACACUUCACCAAUGUCAACCAAUAGCUACGACCCUUACAGCCCGAUGGGCGGAAAAAUGAUUAAAGAAGAGUUGUCUCCUCCCAACAGUCUGUCUAGUGUCAGCAGUCAUUCUGACGGAUUGAAAAAGAAAAAACUCAACCACGCUCCCGUGAACAGUGGUGGCGUGAACACCACAGGUCCUGGCGGAUUAGGAGGAGCUGUACUGAACAAUCGACCCGCCGAAGAGCUAUGCUUGGUGUGCGGCGACCGAUCGUCCGGUUACCAUUAUAAUGCCCUCACGUGCGAAGGAUGCAAAGGAUUCUUUCGGAGGAGCAUUACCAAAAACGCAGUGUACCAAUGCAAAUAUGGCAACAACUGCGAGAUCGACAUGUACAUGAGACGAAAAUGUCAAGAGUGUCGAUUGAAAAAAUGUCUUACCGUCGGGAUGAGACCCGAAUGUGUUGUACCAGAAGUCCAAUGCGCCGUAAAAAGAAAGGAGAAAAAAGCUCAACGAGAAAAAGAUAAACCUAACUCUACUACUGAUGUUUCUCCUGAAAUCGUCAAAAUAGAACCUACAGAGAUGAAGAUUGAAUGUGGUGAACCAAUGAUAAUGGGCACACCUAUGACACCUGUACCUUAUCAUCACCAAGUGAAACCCUUGAGUUCUGAACAAAAAGAAUUAAUCCACCGUCUAGUUUACUUCCAGGAUCAAUAUGAAGCUCCUAGUGAAAAAGACAUGAAACGUUUAACAAUAAACAAUCAAAAUGUGGAUGAGUUUGAUGAAGAAAAACAAAGUGACACAACAUAUCGAAUUAUUACUGAAAUGACAAUUCUAACCGUUCAAUUGAUUGUUGAGUUUGCCAAACGAUUACCAGGUUUUGAUAAGCUUGUCAGAGAAGAUCAAAUAACUCUACUGAAGGCUUGCUCGAGUGAAGCUAUGAUGUUUAGGGUUGCUAGAAAAUAUGAUAUAACUACCGACUCUAUAGUAUUUGCAAACAACCAACCAUUUUCAGCAGAUUCUUAUAAUAAGGCUGGUUUGGGAGGAGAUGCCAUUGAAAACCAAUUAUCAUUUAGUCGGUUUAUGUAUAAGAUGAAGGUGGAUAAUGCAGAAUAUGCUUUAUUGACCGCAAUUGUCAUAUUUUCAAGUAGACCAAACUUAUUAGAUGGUUGGAAAGUGGAAAAAAUUCAAGAAAUCUACUUAGAAUCAUUAAAAGCUUAUGUAGAUAAUCGAGAUCGCGAUACAGCUACUAUCAGAUAUGCGCGACUUCUCUCAGUACUUACAGAAUUGCGCACAUUGGGCAAUGAAAACUCUGAACUAUGUAUGACACUAAAACUAAAAAACAGAGUAGUACCCCCAUUCUUAGCCGAAAUAUGGGACGUCAUGCCAUAGUCAAUUGCUUCAGCUAGUUACCUUGUACCUGGUUGCACUAUUAGUGUUACUUGGUAUUAUUUUGAAGACUGUCAAUAUUUUUUGGUCAUUCAGACCCCUGACAACCAUAGGCAGACUUAGGUGAAUAUGUAUAAUUCUGAACAUCUAUUCGACUAUUUGUUCUACUACUUCUUAGAUAACUAUUUCAAUUUGGUUUUACUUAUUUAAAUAUAAACAAAUAUAUUGAAAAUUUACUAUCUAGCAUGUCAGGUUAUAAUAUUAAUUUAUGUGUUAGUUUUAAAAGCGCUUAAAUAAAGUUAUACAUAUUUAAUGUUUGAAACUGUAGGUAAAUUAGGAGUUGUUGUUAAACACCAGGAGUUUAGAUAAAGUUUAACACUUAAACUGUUAUGUUAUCAUUUUUAAAUGCCUCCUAAAUUAUUUACUGGUAAACUUAAUUUUUGACUAAGAACUUUAAACAGAUUAUUAUUAACUAUGAGGGUGCUAUGUUGUUUCUUUGUUAUCCUCGUGUGGUUUUUGAGACUGUACUGUUUUGUACCUGCGUGUUGGAUGUUUUUAUAUAUAUACAUAUAAAUGUUUAUUAAUAAGCCAAUUAAUUAUAUUAUUAACAAAUUUAUAUAUAUAUAUAUAUAUAUAAAUAUAUAUAUUUUUUUUUUCCAUGAAAUGUAAGAAACAUCAUUUCUAAUUGCGUAACCUGUGAUAUUAGAUUUAAAAUGUAGUAUAUGUUAAAAAAAAAAAAAAUUUGUGUAUACUAACAUAUUUUAGUUGAUAAGCAUAGAGCGUUUGUUGUAAACAUGUACAAACAUAGGUUCAGGGCUUAAGGUAAUAAUGGCACUCUUAUGUACAUAAGUAUAAUAUUAUUUUUUUAUUUCUUAUUAUUAUUCUUAUUAUUGUUAUGCUUUCAAAACCUAAAUGAGUAAUUCUGUUAAAGGAAAGUAUUUUAUAUCGAGUGUAGUGCAUUACAAAAGUUAGAAACAUUUUUUUAUUUUA